Molecule: messenger RNA, 1125 nt
Organism: Volvox carteri f. nagariensis
Lineage: Eukaryota; Viridiplantae; Chlorophyta; Chlorophyceae; Chlamydomonadales; Volvocaceae
Exons: 11
Coding region: 1-1125 (374 amino acids)
Source: RefSeq, a predicted model, not a curated record
AUGUCAUUUCGGGAAUCGAUCAAGGACAUCGGCAUUCUCGGCUGCUCAGCCGGCAUCAGAAGCACAGUGCCAUUUGCCGCCAGUUGCGUCCUUUCCAACCUCUCACAACAGACCAACUUUUACUCACAACGCAUGCAGCUGCAGCCACCCUUCCUCGUCUUCCUGGCCUUCGGGGCGGCUGCUCCUACCAGGGAGACGCGGGGCUGCGGCUGCCCAACCGGGUCCUGGAGCGACACCCCUUACCCCCUCAACCUUGGCCGCUUCAGAGCGCCUAUCUCUCCUGGCGUCCAGCUCCGACCGCUGCGCCGCAACGGGGUCCUCGUUUGGGAAACCGUCCGGCGGACACAUCCUAACCUCACGACGAGCCGUACACGCAGCACGGGCUCCCGGGGGUUGCUGGGCACGCGCAGCUACAGCCGCAACCACAACUACAGCUACAGCCGAAUCGGCAGGAGCGGGGCUGGUCGGUGCUUUGCCAGCAGCGCGUCUUGGGGCCCUGGCGGUGAUGGCGGCAGUAGCGGCAGGGCCUCAUGCUCGUACAAUGACCCGGUGUCUCGUCCCAGGCCCUCCGUGGCUCAGACGCUGGUGCGGUGGCGGGGUGUGGUGGUGGCGGGCAGGGACAUCGACCGAGUGGCGAGGUUACACCGGGAGAACCCCGCCAUGCCCACCAUCUACCACAUAUUCAGCACGGGCGGCUUCAUCCACGCGGGCACCAUGUGGCGCUGGAUGGACGAGGUGGAGGAUGUGGCGCAGAGGAGGGACAUGCUCGAGGAGGAGCUGUCGUACGGCAUGGCGGGUUGGCAGGGGCCGCUGCUGAACGGCGUCCGGACGUUCAUGCAGAGCUACUUGCAAAGCAAGGGCGUCAAGAUGCGCACCGAGGAGGUGUACGACGCCUGGUACAACUUGGCGCCCGUAUGCCCCCAGCUGUACCUGUACAGCGAUGCGGACCCGCUGGUCUCCUCAUCGGAUGUGGAGAGAUACAUGGGCGUCCAGGAGGGUCGCGGAGUGGAGGUGAGCGGCUACAAGUGGCCCGACAGCGGCCACGUGGAGCACUUCCGCCGUCACCCCCACGAGUACGCCUACCAGAUCAGUACCUUCCUGGCGCGGUCGCUGCGGGACUGGUAG